Molecule: messenger RNA, 1197 nt
Organism: Zygotorulaspora mrakii
Lineage: Eukaryota; Fungi; Ascomycota; Saccharomycetes; Saccharomycetales; Saccharomycetaceae
Gene: MFM1
Product: Mfm1p
Exons: 1
Coding region: 1-1197 (398 amino acids)
Biological process (GO): mitochondrial magnesium ion transmembrane transport
Cellular component (GO): mitochondrial inner membrane
Molecular function (GO): magnesium ion transmembrane transporter activity
Source: RefSeq, a predicted model, not a curated record
AUGCAUUCAGUUAGCAAAGUAGCGAGAAUCAGAAUUCCCAGUGCUUUGGUGCGAUUUCCAUACAUUUAUUCAACAUUUCGGUGCUCCAAGCUAUAUUCUACGAGGAAUGAUAACAUAGCGGCGGUUUUGCUGCAGAAAAAUCUGAUACAAAGGAACAAUGCAUUAUCAAAUUACGGUCCAGGUACAAUGAGAUGCACAGUUUUUGAUUCACUUGGUAAUAAGUGUCCCUCUUCGAUUGAUAUUCGGCGAGAGGAUCUCGUUUCAAGACAUCAAUUAUUACCAAGAGAUUUAAGAAAGAUUGAGCGUUCACGAGGAGUAGAUUUAGUGCCUACACUGUUGGUAAGAAGAAAUGGGAUUUUGAUCAAUGUUUUGACAGUGCGAGCACUGAUUAAACCUGAAAUGGUGAUAAUUUUUGAUUCUGUGGGCGGUGGUAUAUCGUUAGAUUCGAGAAACCAUAAGGCAUUUAUUGCAGAUCUAUCUUUGAGAUUAAGCAACGAGGGUACAGAUGGUCUGAAUAGGGAUCCUCUCCCUUAUGAGUUCAGGGCUCUCGAAGCUAUAUUCGUGUCGGCGUUGUCAAAUAUGUCCAGUGAAAUGAAAGUGCUGUUGACCGUUUGUAAGGGAAUACUGAAGGACUUAGAAUACAGCAUUACUGGAGAUAAAUUAAGAUUUCUACUAAUUCAAAAUAAAAAGCUGACCGUGUUCCGCAGAAAGGCAGUACUCGUACGGCAAAUGCUUGAUGAUCUGCUGGACCAAGAUGACGUUCUUUGUCAAAUGUAUCUGACCGAUAAACAAGAUGGUAAAAUAAGACAGCUGGAUGAUCAUGCCGAAAUCGAAAUGCUCUUGGAGACUUAUUAUUCGCAUGUAGAUGAGAUUGUGCAAAUCGUCGAAAGCUCGAUUUCCAACGUCAAAACGACUGAAGAAAUUAUCAAUAUAAUUCUUGAUUCCAACAGAAAUCAGCUAUUAUUGUUGGGAAUCAGAUUCACCAUAGGACUUCUAUCGCUUGGAGGAGCCAUCUGGGUAGGCUCGCUGUACGGUAUGAACUUGGAAAACUUCAUCGAGGAGAAUUCAUAUGGUUUUUUUGCGGUCUCCAUCAUCGCCCUUUUGUCGAUGAUAUGGUUAUUCGCCUACAGCAUAGGUCAUUUGAGCAAACUACAAAAGAUGUCGCUUGUUAAUAAUUCUAAGGCAAACAUCAAGUGA